AUGGCCUUGCGUCUUGCUGAAGUAGGAUGGCAGCUUAUGCGCCGAGAAGUCGACGAUGAUGCCGACCCUGGCGGUGGCGACGUCGCUCAGAGCGAGAUCCCAUCGUCAUGGGCCAUCUUCAUCUCGAUAUGCCUGCUUAUAACGGCCCUCCUAACUAGCUAUCUCCUCCAGCAGAAGAAGAUUCAGGCAGUUCACGAGACGGUUAUCUCCAUCUUUGCAGGAAUGGUUGUCGGCAUCGUUCUUCUCAUUACUCCAGGCGACUCGAUCCGAAACCUCAUCAAGUUCAACUCGGGCAUCUUUUUCAAUCUCCUCCUCCCACCAAUCAUCCUUUCCUCAGGCUACGAACUCCACCAAGCCAACUUCUUCCGUAACAUCGGUGUGAUUCUAACCUUUGCCUUCGCCGGCACGUUCCUCUCGGCCAUCGUGAUCGGCUUCCUGAUCUGGUUCUUCUCGCUCUUCCCCGGAGCCAUCAACCUAAGCCUCGUCGACGCCAUAUCCGUCGGCGCCACGCUCUCGGCCACCGAUCCCGUGACCAUCCUCGCCAUCUUCAACUCGUACAAGGUCGAUCCCAAGCUCUACACCAUCAUCUUUGGAGAGUCGAUCCUCAACGAUGCUAUUGCCAUCGUCAUCUUCGAGACGGCGCAGCGGUACAAGCAUGGGUCUGGGCCCGAUAUGGGGUUCCUGAGCUUCCUUGAGGGUUCGGGUAUUUUCUUGCUCGUCUUCUUUGGGAGUUUGAUGAUUGGCGUGCUCGCGGGUGUGGGCACGGCGCUUCUUCUUAAGUUUACGUAUAUUCGGAGGUAUCCGAAGAUUGAGAGCUGUCUUGUGGUUCUUUUUGCGUAUGCCACUUACUUUUUCUCGAAUGGCGUGCACAUGUCGGGUAUUGUGUCGCUGCUCUUCUGUGGUAUUACUAUGAAGCACUACGCCUACUUCAACAUGUCUCGACGCACGCAGCUUACGACAAAGUACAUCUUCCAAGUCCUAGCCCAGCUAUCUGAGAACUUCAUCUUCAUCUACCUCGGACUGUCGCUCUUCACCGACAGCACCCUCGUCUUCCAGCCACCGCUCAUCAUCGUCACCGUUUUGGCGGUUUGCGCCGCUCGUUGGGUAGCGGUCUUCCCUCUCUCGAGCCUGAUCAACUUCGUUAUUCGGUACCGGGCCAAGCGCCGCGGUGGGGAGGUGGCAGACGAGCUUCCUUACAGCUACCAGGCCAUGCUUUUCUGGGCCGGCCUUCGCGGAGCCGUCGGAGUUGCGCUAGCGGCGCUCUUGGCCGGGGAUGCGAACUCGGCUGCUCUGCGGGCGACUGUACUGCUCGUCGUCGUGCUUACCGUUAUUAUAUUUGGCGGCACAACGGCGCGGAUGCUGGAAAUUCUGGGUAUCCGUACGGGCGUGGUGGAAGAAGUCGACAGCGAUGACGAAUUCGACAUCGAGUCUUUCGGCGGUUACAAGCCAGGCGGCUUUGGAAGGCGUAACGGAAGCGUUGCGCUCGACCAGCUCGGGCUCUCGCGAGAUCGCAGUCGUAACGGCCACUACGCCUCGGGACAUGCGGUGUCGCCGCACAGCGCCAACGGGCCUCGGACGAAUAUGAGCAGGAAGAAUUCGUCGCGCGGCGAUGAGGCGGAAAGGGCGGACCUCUUGGCUGGCAGCAGGAGUCCGACGGAGUCAGAUAUUGGUAGCGAUAUCGAUACUUCGGAUCUACCGCCGCCUGUGAGACGGUCACCUAGGCCGAGGACGAGUCCGAGGCCAGGCGGGGAGAGUGACAGCGCAUUCCGACGGCCGUGGCCUUCGGCGGAGGCGGCGACGACCCCCUCGGGCAGCAGCCCGGCUGUCAGCGCUAGGAGCGCUAUUAGGCAGCUUCUCACGGCUGAUGAUCCUAGUGUGUUCUUCCGGCAGUUGGAUGAGGAUUAUAUCAAGCCUACGCUGCUUUUAGAUGGGGCUAAUGGACGUGGAGGGAAUAACGGACAUGGGCCUGGUGGCGGUGCUUCUGGUGGUAACGGAGGGGCUGGACCAAGUGGAUUAUGA
Scedosporium apiospermum is the source of this 2019-nucleotide messenger RNA. RefSeq names its product Sodium/hydrogen exchanger. Lineage: Eukaryota; Fungi; Ascomycota; Sordariomycetes; Microascales; Microascaceae. The transcript has 5 exons. The record is from RefSeq and is a predicted model, not a curated record. Gene Ontology annotation, biological process: vacuolar acidification; proton transmembrane transport; sodium ion transport. Gene Ontology annotation, cellular component: late endosome; fungal-type vacuole membrane; early endosome. Bases 1 to 2019 code for a protein of 672 amino acids. Gene Ontology annotation, molecular function: sodium:proton antiporter activity.